CAGCGGGUUACUGGGAUCACAGGGAUCACCGGGAUCACAGCAGAUUCCGGGAGCGAGCACCGACGAUCACGGGGGGAUCACCGUGGGUUCUCUCUGGGAUCGAACCGGGACCAGGAUUAAAACGAAACCUUGUGGAUCACCGGGAUCGAACCGGAUCAGAUCUGGAUUAAAACGGGACCGAGAUCAGGCCGUCACCAGAAUUAAACCACAAAGGGAUUAAAGCAGCAGUGGGGUCAGACAAGGGUUAAGUGGGUACUAGGGUCACACACCAAGGUCAUACCAGGAGCAAGUUCACAAACUAAGACCUAAAUCACUCCUGGAUUAAACCAGGAGCCACCAUCUGGAUUAAAUCAACACUGUAAUCCAACCGUUUCAAACCAGGACCAUGGCAGGGUCACAGUAGGAUUAAACAGGGACAGGUAUCAAAAGCACAUUAUUUCCACACUAGGACCUGCAGUGAACAGGUACUGGUAGCAAAUCAGGAUUAAAGCAGCACCAGGAUCACACAGGAUUAGGAACACAUCAGGAACAAACUAGAACCUACAUCAAACAGGCCCACAGACACUAAUUCAAGAUCAAGUCUGGAAAUAGAUCAAACCAAGAUCAGAAUCGAUCUGUGAUUGAACUGAAUCAAACAAACAUUGAAAUUAAACCAGAAGAGAGACGUAGGAUCUGAGACUGUGAGGUUGUGAGACUGUGAAAGUGGGAGAGGGACUGGGAUAGCAACUGGUAAUGAGAGGGGAAAGUGGAUUUGAGAUCUAAGUGGUAUUGAAAGGAUAAAACUGAAUAACAGGGUUGAACCAAAUCUAAACACAGAGAUCAGUGUGACUGGAACAAAGGACAGAGGCUACUUUCAGGUAAAGAAAAGACAAAAGAUCCCACAUUAGCAGAGUGUGGGAUAUUACAUCUUAUUUUAGCAGGUAAUAUCAAUAUGUCAGUGCCAUUUUCCAACACCACGCUGCGGAUUCCCCGUGGUUUUGGGAAUUUGUUGGAGGGCCUGUCCAGAGAGGUGCUGAGGCAUCAGCCAAAGGACAUCAUAGAAUUCGCUGCCAUAUAUUUUGAGGAUUUGCUGGAGAAGAGGGAAGCCACUGGUAUAGACCCUGCAGACUGGGCAGCAAAAUUGGAGGAUCGAUUCUACAACAAUCACGUUUUUAAGGAGGUACGAAAAACUAUACCUGAUGAUGAAGAGAAACAACCCCCCGUAACGAUUGAUACAGCGUAUCAAGAAAAAGACUUAACUGUUACAGACAAGCUAGAGGACACUGUGGGUUCUCGAAGUAAAUGCAUAAAAGUGCCAAAGGAUUUGUCAUUCAUCUCGAAAGAGACUAUUUCCAUGAUAUUAGAGGACUCCUUUCUAAGGGGCUCAAAACAUGCACCUCCCAGUGUAGAUGAUGUUACUGCUACCCUGUCAACUCAAGAGCCAGAAAAAGGUCCACAGGACACUUCAUCCGUUGAGAUCGUUGAGGCAUCACCAGGAGAAGGUCAGAGUGAAAUCAUAGCUCCUCUCAUGAUUGAAGCAGCACCAGAAGAAGGUCAGGGUGAAGUUGCAACUCCUCUUAUGAUUGAAGCAGCACCAGAAGAACUUCUCAGGAUGGAAGAAACCUCUCAAAUAAUUGACAGAGCACCAGAAGCAGCUCUGCCAAUGGAAAUACCACAAACAGGAGAACCAGAGGAGCAAGCUCAUUCCUCAGAGGAACAUCCUGUGGUGAAUGAAGGAAAUCCAGAGGAAGAGCAUGCUGCUGUGCUCAUCCAGUCAACAUUCCGAGGUUACAGUACAAGGAAAAAAUUGAAAGAAGAUCAACCAGAUCCGACUCAAGCUGACAAUGAUUUAUUUGGAGAUGGAAGUGAAUACAUCUCAGGAGAAGAAUUGACAUUUGCUGAAGAGGAAACUGCCAAUUUAGAGGCUGUUGGAGUGAUCCAUGAAGAAUUUAUCACCGAGCUGGAAGACAAUGGAAGUACAGCUAGGGUUGACAUUCCACAGAUUAACAUCUGUGCUACAGAGUUGGAUCUCAUGCUGGACAAUAUAUGCUCUAUAGCAGAUGUAGAUAUCUGUAGUGCAGAAUUACAACCUGACACAAACAAAGAUAACAAAUCUGAGUCAGAAAUGACCACAGAGGCAGCUAGAGAGGAUAUCUGUGGGACUGAGUUAGAUCAGAAAAAUAGUUUUGAGCCUACACUUGAUAUUGCAGCAAAUGUUGACAUCUGUGACGCUGAAUUGGCUGGACUUGUAGCAGAAAAGGAUAUCAAUGACGCUGAAGAAGACACUGAGAUUGACCUUGAUCCCCAUGGUGGACCUAGUGAUCAGGUCACAGAUAAAGUGAUAUCUCAUUAUGAAGUUGAAGAGAGUGAAACAAUAGAAAAUCCUCAAGAUCUGGAUAAAAGUCUGAAGAGCACAAGGGCUAUUGAGGCGGAAUCUGAUGCAAAAAGUAUUGAAAGUCUACUCACAGCAGAAAGUCAGGAUACUGAAGGAGGCAGCAGUACCCUAGAAUAAAUACCCCAAAACAGGAAGCAUUACAGAAACUCAGCAGAUCUGGUAGCAUCUGUGGAGAAACAGUUAAAAUUUUAAGCCUGAUAUGACUCUUCUGCAGUUUUGAUGAAGAGUCCUACAGGACUUGAAACAUUAACUCCAUUUCUCUCUUCACAGAUCCUACCAAGCCCAUUGACUUUCUCCAGACAAUUCCAUCUUUAUUUCAGAUUUCCAGCCUUCCAGUAUUUUGCUUUUAUUUAAAUAUUCAAAGCCUUGAUAGUUAAUUAACAGAGAAAAAUAUUACUUUUUAUCAUUGGGUUAUAUUUUAGUAGAACACAAAUAAUAUGUCAGAAUGUACAUCACCUGUUUGAAUUUAUUUGUAAAAGGGAUUUUUGUGAAUUAAGAUUUGUAAAUUAAAAUAAUCUUGAAUAAGGACACACGGUGAACGGUUAGAAGUUACCCUGUGCACUUCUUCCAAUAGAGGUAUAUAGGUAGCUUUUAAUUACAUGGUUUCUGGUCUGUUUCACAGCCUCUCCUUAGGUGUACUGACAUUGGUUAAACUCAAUACCUAUAUGUAUAAGUGGAAAAGCAGUCAAUUCCUGCUGCUGAUUGCUUACCCUCACGUAUGGAGCUCUUGAAUGGGGACUGGAGCAGUUUGUCUGUUUUAUUUCCACCCUUCUGGUGAUUAAAUAAUCCCAAGCUCACACUUGAAGAAUGUUCCUUUGAGCAUUGCCCAGAGGACACAUUAAACACACAUAUGCAUUGCGCAAUUAAACUGGCAAAUAUUGUUUUGGUGACUUCGCUCUGUUUUCCAACAAAGGUACUUUUCUGAAGGUAGGCUGAUGAGCAUAUUCUGAAAUGUAAAGCUAAAACAUAAUUUAAGUAUUCAAUAUAGUGAGACACAUAUGCAUCACUAGCGAAGAUGCAAAAUGCCUUUGACAAGAAUGAUACCAGAAAUGUGAGGCUGCAUCUAUCUGGAAAAGAUUAAUAGCUUGGGUGUCGUUCCUUUUGAAGGCUGCAACAUGAUCUAGUUAUUCAAAUUAUGAAGGGUUUUGUGAGAGUGGGCAUGGAGAUAGUGCUUCCACUUUGGGGAAUAUGUUGUUAGUAUAAAAUAAUCCUGAAGAAAGCACAGAAGGAGCUAGAACAAUGUUUCAUUGCCCAGAGAGUAGUAGGAAUAAGGAACUUAGUGCUUUCAUUCAUUUCAAUUAGUUUAUGGCUUUUUUUAAAAUUGUGGAGUAAUUUAUUGUCAAUAUUAUUCAAGUCUUUGUUGGUGAUCACUUUGGAAGUGAUGAGGUGAUUGGAACACAGAUGCUGGAAGGUGAAAUGGGGAAUAAAAAGACCUUGGAUCCUUUCUUACAAAAAGGGUUUCCUCGGUUGUAGCCAAAUCAAAUUUGAUGGCUGUAACGAUCUCAAUAUAGUUCCCUAUGUAUAAAACUAGAAGGCUCUCAGACCAAGUCAUGUGAUCUUUGGUGAGUAUGGUGCUAUUAAAUGUUGAUUACUAGGUAGAAAACAUUCCACUUUGAAAGAUUAAUAUUGGAGUUCUAACUCUAUAGAGUUUUUAAAAAAUGAUGCCUUUAUUUACUUCCCUCCCACUCACUAAUCAUAUAAGCAUUGCAAAUACAUUAACUUGUGUUCUAAACAACUUAAUCUGUUUCUCUUCAUAUGUGUAAUGAGAUACGGAAUACAUAGAAGGUGAUAAUGGAUUGGUGUGGUGAAUUAUUUACAUAAACACAGUCCCACACAGGAAUGUAGAAAGUCAUAACUAAAUAUGUAAACUGAUACUAAAUCUCUUGCACUUCUAAAUUUUAAACCUGCUCAUUUUAAAUGCAUACCUAUUAAACUCUUCAUUUUGUAAAAUUUGGUUGUUGCAUCGGUGUGAAAUGGCUGCACUGCGCCGAGAUCAAUUCAAAUCUUAUCAACUGGGCACUAUUUGAUUUAUGAGUUUAGAGGGUUCAAAUUAUAGGGAAUUAAUCUUGUGCAUUUUGACACAGUUUGCCAGGAUAUUAAGAUGCUCCACAUCCUUCUGACAUUCUGUACAAUACAGCAUUCUUCAAUGUUGUUCUUAUAGUUUUGCUUUAAAUCUCUAAUGUCUAUGACUCUAACUCCUAUUUUUCCAUUAUUUAUCAUGGCUGCAUCCUUCCUUAUGAAGUCUUUCAAUCCAGUUCUAAAUUGGGGAUUUUCAUUUCGGAAUAAAAUAACUUUAAUAUGUCCAAAGUAAUAGAUGUUGUUGGCUGAACUGCAGAUGGAGUUUCUACUUGUUUCAUGAGGGUGCACUGUUUGGUCCAUUUCAAGCUUAAAUCUGUUCCACAUUUCGGCAAUAUCUUGGUUGAUUUGUAACCUUGCUUCACACACAACAACAUUUGGCCUGGACCAUGAAAAAUUAAAAUUUAUUUUUCAGUUGUGACGGCAAGCAUGUAACAGCAAAGGACCCUCCUGUGUACUUAAUUCAGAUUCUAUGAAAAUAGAGAGCAAAUAAGUUAUUUCUUACUUUGGAAUUCUGAUAUCCUGCACAAAUUAGAACUUAGUUGCUCUUUCAACUUCAGAAAUUCAGCCAGUACAAGACAUAUUCCAUGAAAGACCUUCAAUGUGUUCCUAAAUGUAACUGUGAGAUAUAUGAAAAUAAAAUACGGUGAAUGCUGGAAAUCUGUAAUAAAAAGAGAAGGUGCUGAAGGAACUCAACAAGUCGGGCAAUAUCUGCGGAAAGAUAUAUAUUCCAUUGGUAGAAUAUCAUUAAUUGUUUUCAUGUAUGUUUGAGUAGGUUGGACUGACUCUAAUAGUCUGCGGAAGGUUUGGUCUGAUCAAUGAAGUGGAGGUGCCGGUGUUGGACUGGGAUGGACAAAACUAAAAAUCAG
Chiloscyllium plagiosum (whitespotted bambooshark) is the source of this 5319-nucleotide messenger RNA. RefSeq lists its product as uncharacterized. The record is from RefSeq and is a predicted model, not a curated record. NCBI's taxonomy places the organism in Eukaryota, Metazoa, Chordata, Chondrichthyes, Orectolobiformes, Hemiscylliidae. Gene Ontology annotation, molecular function: calmodulin binding.